Messenger RNA from Yarrowia lipolytica CLIB122, 1077 nucleotides. RefSeq lists its product as uncharacterized. Lineage: Eukaryota; Fungi; Ascomycota; Dipodascomycetes; Dipodascales. Gene Ontology annotation, molecular function: protein binding. The record is from RefSeq and is a predicted model, not a curated record.
AUGAGCUCCCUAUGUCCGUGGUUCGAGCCCCAGACGAGCCAAUACAAGACCUGGAAAGAGUGUGCUCUGGAGUUCGUUUGGAGAGUUAGCAGAAAGACGUUUGCGCCAUGGUUAAAGUAUAGACCUGGAGAUGGCCUUGACGAUGGUGAAUUCAACUUCAGCAAGAGUUUGACCCCAGAUCAGUCGUCCCAACUCCUGCGAAUAUCCCUCUCACCAUCGCAACCCUCCGUGUACACCAGCAAGUACGGAAUCCAAGUCUCCUUUGCCAACGUGGACGUCUGGAGUGCUCCGGACUUCCAGGAGAUUCUGUCCCUGCCUCAACUGCUGGCUGUUCUGGUCAUCUACCAGGACGUGACUACCAUGAUCAGAGGAAUUCUUGUGGUCAAGUACCGAAACUCGCCUGGUCUGGAGCCCGACGUGAACACAUCUCUUCCAGUGUGUCAAAAGUAUCGCCUGCUGACGUCUGGAUCGCACCUGUUUCUCCAUAUCAUUGACGAAAUUGAACCAGAGGGAGAUAUCCACUAUGGGGAGUUUUUCCACGUGACCGGAGGAGGACUCAGGCUGCUGUUCACGUGUCAAAAGCCGGUGGUGUGUUUCAACGGUCUCUUUUACUUUUUCUCCAGGCGAAAGCUCAAUUGCGUUCAGGUAUGUCUCAAUGGUUCGGAGGCUGGGACGGAUACAACAUCGAAAAGAGGUCCAGAACCACCUACCACUGUUAUCUACAGCCGCUCCACGCGCCCCCUCAAAAUCAAGUACUGCCUGUAUAUAGGCUGUGACGGCUACGCUUUUCUGGGCACCCGGGACCGAAACAAGCAGCUGAUGUGGAACAUGUUCACCAACGAAAUCUUUCCUCUGACUCACCAACUGUCUCAACCUCAGCGAUUCGGAUUCCAUGCCGCCAAAUACGCCUGUGACGAUGUGACUCCGUUUUACAACGUGUCGGCUCCCGGAAUCAACUGUCUCGACGCUGAAGAUGCCGAGGCGUCGGGAGAGGAGCCGGAACCGCCGGUGAUGAAGGCGUUUGCUUUGUUUGUGUCGUUGCAAGGGUUGGAGGCAAGACAGGAUCUUGUGUGGUAG